CUUCGGACGGUUUCCAUGGCAAAGGCAGGAGGGGGUGGGUGCUUCAGAGCGAGUGCCUUUAAGACUUCAGUGUUUUCUCUCUGUCCAUGGGAGUGGAACAAAGGGAACGCGACAAGAGCCGCACACGCUUUCUCUCCCUGCCUGAUCUGCCUGGGCACCUGGACAUGGCGUCCCUCCAGGUGGAGCUCGACGAUGUCACUCUCAGUGCGGCCCCAGCGGCGCAGCCUGGUGGUCAGGAUCAAUAGGAGCCAAUCGUUCGCUGGCGUCAAUUCCACUCAGGACAAAUCUUUCAGGAAUUUCCCUGCCUUCAGCACCCCAACGGUCUCCAGGAAGUCUGGCUCCAGGGUCAGUAGGAUGUUUUCAAUGUCCCACAAAUCCCCUCCACCCAAGGUGCCCCAGCCGGAGCGACUCGAUGAAGUGUACGAAGCACUGAAGAAGGGACUGACUGCUUAUCUGGAAGUGCACCAGCUGGAGCUGGAGAAGCUGAGCAUCCAAAUCCGCGAGUCCAAGAGGAAUUCUCGAUUGGGCUUUCUGUAUGAUCUUGAUAAGCAAGUCAAGUCUAUUGAGCGGUUUCUGCGCCGUCUGGAGUUUCACGCUAGCAAGAUAGAUGAGCUUUACGAGGCCUACUGCAUCCAGCGGCGGCUUCGGGAUGGAGCCCACAACAUGGUCAAGGCCUACACAGCCGGUUCACCUGGCAGCAAGGAGGCACGCGAGAGCUUGGCUGAAGCUAGCAAGGGCUACAAAGAGUACACAGAGAAUAUGUGUCUGUUGGAGAGUGAACUAGAGAGUCAGUUGGGAGAGUUCCACAUCAAGAUGAAAGGAUUGGCUGGCUUUGCUAGGCUCUGUGCUGGAGACCAAUAUGAGAUCUUCAUGAGAUACGGGCGCCAGCGGUGGAAGCUGCGGGGCCGCAUUGAGGCAAACAGCAAGCAAGUGUGGGACAGUGAGGAGAUCAUCUUCCUGCCCCUCAUUACAGAGUUCCUGUCCAUCAAGGUAACAGAGCUGAAGAGCUUGGCCAGUCAUGUGGUGGUGGGGAACGUCUCUUGUGAAACCAAGGACCUGUUUGCAGCUCUGCCCCAGGUCGUGGCAGUAGAUAUCAAUGACCUGGGCACCAUCAAGCUGAGCCUGGAGGUUAAUUGGAACCCCUUUGACAAAGAGGACCAACCAUCAUCUGCUAGCACUGUGACAAAGACAUCGACAGUCAACAAGAGAUUUUCCACGUACAACCAGAGCCCACCUGAUACACCCUCUAUGCGUGAACAGGCUUUUUAUAACAUGUUGCGGCAGCAGGAGGAGCUUGAGAACGGGGCAGCCUGGUCCAUCUCUUCAGAGUCUUCGGAUGAUUCCUCUAGCCCACAGCUGUCUGGAAGUGCCCGCCAUACACUGCCCAGGCCGAUUGUGCAACCUGCAGUACAGGCAACUCCGCCCGCCAUAGAAAUUGCCUUUACACAACCUGAGGACAAAGAGCCACUAGCCGUUCGCGAGGAGGUGGCUGUGGCUAACGGACACGUGCCCUAUGCUCGGACUCUUAGCCAGAUCAGCGAGGCCAGUGUGGACCUGCCAGUGGCAGAGGACAAGGAGUGCACUGUCCCCAGAGACUCUAGUCCCAGGGACCUGCCUCCCCUGGAAACGAACUCCUUGCCCCAAAGUGCAGGCUCAGUGCUGGACACUCAGAUCACAGAGGCUGGAGAACAGGAGGUUGAGCCUGAUGGGGCCACUCCCACUGUAGAAGGGAGUGAGGACACAGCCUCCCAAGCCCAAGAGGUUGAACAGCCCAAGCUUUCAUUGAGCCUGCCGCUCCCAAAGGAGCUUCAACCAGUGGGACUCAUGGAGCCACCAAAGCCCAAGCCUGUGGACUGUGGGCUGGAGGAGGCCAUCAACUCACUGGCCUCUGCUCUCGAUGACUACCGAGGCCAGUUCCUUGAGCUACAGACCUUGGAGCAGGAGCUCAAGCACCUAGAGGAGAUUCUCUUGCAAAAGCAGGGUGUGUGCCUGAGCCGGGCCUCCAGCACCAGCCUGACGGUAGAGCAUGCUCUGGAGAGUUUCAGCUUCCUCAAUGCUUCUGAUACAGAAGAUUCAGAUGAUGACGGGAAGGCUAGCAGUGCACAGCCUGCACCCCUGGGCAGGGUACCAGGACCCAGUGAGGCUGUUACUGAAGACACAGCUGGGUGCUUAAGCUCAGAGGGUGGCACAGAGCCCAUGAGCACUGGCAACGAGUUCCUCGACAGGGCCUUGGUCCUACACCUGAACCAUUGCAAUCGCUUGCUGCUGAAACUGGGCACUUUUGGGCCCCUCCGCUGCCGGGAAAUGUAUGCACUCGACAGACUGGCGAGGGAAGCCCAAGUCCUGGAGACGGUCUGCCGCUUAGCAGAGGAGCGAGCAGGGACAGCCAGCUCUGCUGAGGAAGUGGUACAGUUUUCUUCCUGGAAGGAGGGAGUAUUGCUCUUCUGGGACAACUGUGUGGUCAUUCCUAAUCUAUACACCUGCCCUGUGGAAAAAUUCCUGCAGACACUCAAUUCCCAGUAUGCGGCACGAAUCAACGAACGCCAGCAAGGCCUGGCAGAUCCAGUGUGUGUGAAGCUGGUGGAGGAGUUUCUGCAACGCAGACUGCCCAGGCGCCAGGGGAGCUGCCAGGCUGAGCAGAUCACUGUUUUCCAAUACUGGAGCCACUUUGAGGCUCUGCCUGUCUUGACGCUGGACUCUUACAUCAUGGAGUUGGCAGAGGAAGUGCUGCUAGCACAGAACCUGAAUUCUGAUGACCAAGACGUGGUCCUGAAGGCCCUGAAGCGCGUUCCUGAGAACCGGCUUCGUAAGGAUGGGCUGAAAGCCUUGAGCCUGCUUCUUGUCGAAGGAAACAGCAAGGUUGUUGGGGCCGUGUCAGCACAGUUGCGCAACCUUUCAGAGAACCCUGGCUUCCGGGAACGGGCCCUGGUCUGUUACCUUGAGCAGCUGGAGGAUGAAGAGGUGCAAACACGGAUUGCAGCCUGCGCAGCUCUGGGCUGCCUUAAGGCCAAGGAGAGUAUUGAGCAGCUGGUGUACUUGUGCCAAACGGACAAAGAGGCCGUACGAGAGGCAGCCAAACAGAGCCUAAUGCUGUGUGAUGGCACUGAGAGAACCAUCUGAUUGGCUAACUAGACUUCCGGGUCAUGACAGCAGCUGCACAGGAGAAGAUGGGAAAUCUGCUCAUCGACGUCUAGAAGAGUCUCUUGACAGUUUGCCCCGAAUCUUUGCCCCAGGGAGCAUGGCCAGCACUGCGUUCUGAAGGGUGCCACACAAACUGACCAGCCAGAUCCUUUUGGGACCCAGACUUUGCAUGCCACAGAACUUCAAGCAAGUCACACAGACUGGGGUCAGACUAGUGUGCCAUAGACUGGGCAGCUCUUUGCCCCUAAGCGCAUGCACACACUGCAGUAUUAGCAUCACCCACAUGCUGUCUUAUGUGGAGGAUGCCUUUUCCUAGCCCCAAUGGCUGCUUCACUCAUGGAACUAACACGAGUACAAGACACUGAGAGAUUCACUUUUUUUCCCCUACAGGAGCCCACUGGGCUAGGGGAUGGAGUAUGGCUCUCUGCCAUUCGCCAGGAUCAACAUGCCACAUUUUGGAGAAAAGCAACAGCUGAGCAUUAUGGCCAUGGCAGAAAAUCUCAGUUGCUAAAGCCAUCUCCCAUUUGAGACAAAUUUUUGAGAAUUUUUGUGUGUUCUUGAAGUCCCACUUAGUGUUCAACUUGUUCUUAGCUUGCCCAUGUCCUCCACCCUCUGGGGCUGUGAAUACUGCAGGAAAUUGGGACCAGGUAUAUUCUGCUACUGAGGAGCUGCAAACUCCUCUUGGUUCUGAGAGGUGGGGGGAAAGAAAGUGCACAAACGAUUACAGGAGGGAGUUUCCCACCUCCCAGUGGAGGAAGAAAGGACAGAUUGUUUUUAACAGUGGUGCUGUGGCAGAUGGAAGCAACAUGGAUAGACAAACGCUGCCACUUCUUUGGCUAUUUUAUUAUUUUUAUUUACACAUUUUGGAGGGGGGAGGGAGGUUGCAGACAAAAGCGAAAUGUUUUUUCUAUAAAAUCUCUAUAAUUUUAUCUGUAUAUCUACAUAGAUAUAUAAAUAUAUAUAAUGUAAUUAUCAAGAGGUUUGGCUAAUUUUGACUUUAAGCCUGAAAUAAAAAGAAGUUUGAGCAAGUGA
Lacerta agilis (Sand lizard) is the source of this 4173-nucleotide messenger RNA. It is a transcript of the gene RIPOR1, whose product is annotated as RHO family interacting cell polarization regulator 1. Lineage: Eukaryota; Metazoa; Chordata; Lepidosauria; Squamata; Lacertidae. The transcript is spliced from 23 exons. Bases 16 to 3120 code for a protein of 1034 amino acids. The record is from RefSeq and is a predicted model, not a curated record.